Messenger RNA from Clupea harengus (Atlantic herring), 1483 nucleotides. Its product is annotated as glial fibrillary acidic protein-like. The coding region runs from base 1 to 1296 and encodes 431 amino acids. The record is from RefSeq and is a predicted model, not a curated record. Gene Ontology annotation, molecular function: structural constituent of cytoskeleton. The transcript is spliced from 10 exons. Gene Ontology annotation, biological process: intermediate filament organization. NCBI's taxonomy places the organism in Eukaryota, Metazoa, Chordata, Actinopteri, Clupeiformes, Clupeidae. Gene Ontology annotation, cellular component: cytoplasm; intermediate filament.
AUGUUUUCUAGACGGAGCAGCGCAUUACUUGCACUUCUUUGGGCAUCGAGCAUUAUCGAGCAUGUAGCGCUUGCACACAAGGGCCAUAAUUUAUGUGUCCUCCUGUCCCCAAAGGUUCGAUCACUAGAGCAGCAGAAUAAGCUGCUGGAGACAGAAAUCGAGGCCCUCCAGAACCGAUUCCUGAAGCCCACGGGCCUGCGCAUGCUGUAUGAGGAGCAGCUCAAAGAGCUCAGGAGGCUUGCCGAUCAAAUGAGAAAGCAGCGGGACCUGGCUGUUGCUGCCAAAGACGCCACGGCUAGACAGCUGGAGAUGAUGAAGGCCAAAUAUGAGGAAGCUGUGGAACUGAGGAGGAAGGCCGAGAUGGACAUUGAGAACUUCCGACCGGAUGUUGACUCAGCCACCUCCUCGCGCAUUGCUCUGGAAAAGCAACUUGAGAACCUGGAGGUUGAAAUUGAGUUCCUGAAGAGGAUUCAAAGAGAGGAAAUCGAGGACCUGAUGAAACAAAUCUAUUCUGCUCAUGCCACCGCCGGAAACGCCUUCGCCCUCCCUGACAUCGCGGCUGCUCUUAAGCAGAUUCAGCACGAAUAUGACGUCAUCGCGGCAAAGAAUCUUCAGGAAAUGGACUCGUGGUAUAAUUCAAAAUUCAAUGAUUUAAACAAUAAAACCACAAACCAUGUGGACAAAGUGCGUGGUGCACGAGAGGAGCUUGCAUCCGCUAAAAAAGAUAUUCAAGGCAAAGAGAGGGACAUGGAUGGUCUGAAGACCAAAAACGAUGGUCUGGAGGCUCAGAUUCUUGCAGCUCAAGAGAGACACAAGAAAGAGCUGGAGGCUCUCCAGGCCAGGAUCGAAGCUCUUCAGUUGGAGCUGAAAACCACAAAGGGGAAAAUUGCACACCUUCUCCUGGAAUACCAGGACUUGCUGAAUGUUAAGAUGAGCCUGGAGAUUGAGAUCACUGCAUACAGGAAGCUGAUUGAGGGCGAGGACAUGCGCAUCACCAGUAUGGUGCAGGGGGUGAUGGGCAUGAGUGCCAUCAGUGCUGGGGCGAGCAGAGUUAUGGGUCUCGGGGCCUUGGGAGCCGGAACCGGUGGAGCUGCCAAUGGGGGACUUGGAGGCGGUCUGGGAAAUGGCACCCACGGCCAGACCAUUGCCACCUACUCCGAGGAGCAGGCCGUGGAGAUGACUGAGAGGAAAACCGUGCUCAUUAGGACAGUUAAAACCGAGGACGACACCCUCGAGAGUGACACACAGGAGAGGAGAUACUUCAUUGAGGGACCUACCCUGUCCACUCACCCUUGACCUUACACUGGUGGCCCUGGCUCUGGGCUCUGACCUUUGACCUUGGCACAACACCAUGAAGAUGUCUACAUUUGCAAAAUGCUUCUCUCUCUCUGUGUGUUCAAAGCUGGCUGUGAAGGUUUUGAAAGCCAUUGUAUGCCUUACUACUGCUUUCUUGCAAGAAUUAAAUAAAAGCUCUCAGUAUCCA